Brassicogethes aeneus is the source of this 620-nucleotide messenger RNA. NCBI's taxonomy places the organism in Eukaryota, Metazoa, Arthropoda, Insecta, Coleoptera, Nitidulidae. The record is from the annotation of a GenBank genome assembly.
UUUUAAAAAGUUUUUGUUUGAAGUGCACAAUGCCGGUUUCAUUAAAAUUUUCGGCAGUCGCUAUUUUAUUUGCUAUGUUUUGCUAUGCCGAAUGUUCCGGGAACUGUCUUAAAUAUGGACAUGCAUGUUGGGGUGCUCACGGUAAAAGAAGUGGUUCCCACACCCUUCCAGUGGAGAAAGAGGAAGUUACAACUAAGGAUAUCGUUAUCCCCAAAUGGUUUCUUCAAAAGAUCUUGCAAAAUCCGCUUGAACCCCGCUACCUGCGAAGAACGAAUCAGGACUCAGCAGGGCAACAUGGCGAGCAACUUUUUUCAGGCAUUGAUAAUGAUUUAAGUUUUAAAGGUCAAGAAGCUUAUGAUGGAUUCGAAGAUUUAAUCGAUGAUAUGGAUUUUGAAGACUCAAAAAGGGACAACUUACCUAUGGACAGAAAACCGAAGUUACUACUGGAAAAAAGAUCCACCCUUAAACAUUAGUUUGUUUGUUAAACGCGUCUUACCGCAACGUUUUUGGUUUAAUUCACAACAAAUAGUUCAUCCAUAUUUUUAAAAGAUACAAUCAAAUCAACCUGACCUUAUGCGAUCCCAAAUAAUAUAUAAUAUGGGCUGGUAUUAAGAUUAUUU